UGAUUUUUCCCGGAAGUGAAUAGAACGUGAUACCCAAAACAAGACUGGAAUCGGAAAGUAACAGUUUUGGUGGAAUCAUUGGCGCACAUGUCUUCAUACUCUGAAGAUAAAGUGGCGGGCUCCUUUGGCUCGUUUCCAAAGGGCUUUGGCUAUGGGCCUGAUGAGAAUGACACUGACACACAGGCAUCAUCAUCAGAACACAAACCAAGGAUCCUACUAAUGGGAUUAAGAAGAAGUGGGAAAUCCUCCAUACAGAAGGUAGUUUUUCACAAGGUGUCACCCAAUGAAACUCUAUUCCUGGAAAGUACCAACAAGAUCGUAAAAGAAGAUAUUACCAACUGCUCCUUUGUAAAGUUCCAGGUGUGGGAUUUACCUGGCCAGAUUGAUUUCCAUGAUUCUAUAUAUGAAGAAUGUGAAGCUAUUAUCUUUGUCAUAGACUCCCAGGAUGAAUACAUGGAUGCUCUUGCUAAACUUAAUGCCACGGUGUCCAAAGCCCAUCGUAUCAAUCCGGGCAUCAAAUUUGAAGUCUUCAUCCAUAAAGUUGAUGGUCUGUCUGAUGAUCAUAAGAUUGAAGCCCAGCGGGACAUCCAUCAUAGGGCAUCCGACAACCUAGCAGAGGAGGGGCUGGAAAAUCUACAUCUAAGUUUUUAUUUAACAAGUAUAUACGACCACUCCAUAUUUGAGGCAUUUAGCAAAGUGGUGCAGAAAUUGAUUCCCCAGCUUCCUGUUAUGGAGAACCUAUUAAAUAUACUGAUUUCUAAUUCUGGAAUUGAGAAGGCGUUCUUGUUUGAUGUGAUAAGUAAAAUCUACAUUGCCACUGAUAGUUCUCCAGUGGACAUGCAGACAUAUGAAAUCUGCUGUGACAUGAUUGAUGUAGUGAUAGACAUGUCCCAUAUAUACGGGGUAAAAGAUGAUGCAGCAUUUGACACCAAGUCAGCAUCAAUCAUUAAACUGAAUAAUGGGACAGUGAUGUACCUAAGGGAAGUAAACCGGUAUCUGGCGCUGGUCUGCAUCAUGAGGGAGGACAGCUUUGAGAAACAAGGUGUGAUAGACUACAACUUCUUGUGUUUCCGCCAAGCUAUCCAGGAUGUGUUUGAGGUCAAACCAUGUUCAGGACACGCUUCAAUGGCUUUGACCUCCUCAAGUGACUUUCCACAAGCAAACGGUGCCAUAAAGUGAUCUGCAUGAUCGGAUUUUGAUUUCUGUGUUUUAUGUACAAUACAUGGAGGGGUACGCGAUCAUGACAAGAUUGUGGCCAAGCAAGCAGGAACAGUCAGUCAGGGUCAGAGUUUUAAUAAUGAGGGUUGAAUUGAUUGCUAAUUAAGUGCUUUAUAUAAAGUGUGUUAUUUUUUGUGAUCAUUCUGGGGGUUGAUUAUGACCCUGUAUGACUGAUAUUUAUUUUACUGAUUAUAUAAUCCUGGUAUGAGAAAUGAUAAUUCAGAGCCAGUUAUUCAUAAUCAUGGUCAAAUUUUAUUACAAACAAUCCUUAUGAUCAGAGUAAGUAUGAGUGAUCUUUGUGAUGACAGUAUGAAUGAUUGUAAUUAUCACAGGAAGUACCUGUUUGAGGGUUCAUUGUGAUCGGAAAAAUUGUAUAGGUGAUCUUACAAAUGAGAGUUAGUACAGGGGAUCUUUAUGAUCACUUUUAGUAUGGACGAUAUGUAUGAUUAUGAUAAGUAUGGAAAAUAUUUACACCGCUGCAGUCAAAUAUGCAUCAGUUUUCAUCCUAUUUACCUCAAAGUGUGACCCCUAUAUUUUCUGAGUGGCUUUGUAAGUUUGGUAUGAGAGGUGUCCAGGUACACAGCAUUA
Mizuhopecten yessoensis (Yesso scallop) is the source of this 1806-nucleotide messenger RNA. RefSeq names its product ras-related GTP-binding protein C-like. Bases 88 to 1179 code for a protein of 363 amino acids. Gene Ontology annotation, biological process: regulation of autophagy; cellular response to amino acid stimulus; cellular response to starvation. Gene Ontology annotation, molecular function: GTPase activity; GTP binding. Lineage: Eukaryota; Metazoa; Mollusca; Bivalvia; Pectinida; Pectinidae. The transcript is spliced from 9 exons. The record is from RefSeq and is a predicted model, not a curated record. Gene Ontology annotation, cellular component: nucleus; lysosome; Gtr1-Gtr2 GTPase complex.